Messenger RNA from Darwinula stevensoni, 1260 nucleotides. Lineage: Eukaryota; Metazoa; Arthropoda; Ostracoda; Podocopida; Darwinulidae. The record is from the annotation of a GenBank genome assembly.
AUGUGGUAUCGGGGAGUGAAUCGCUAUAAAUUGCGACGAGAAUCUGCUCGACAGGUGGUGUUGGCUUUGUUGAGUGGAUGGAGCAAGGCGCAACAAAGGGACUUCCUGGAUGUCCCCAGGAGUUUCCCCCGUCCCUUGGAAGCCAGGAGAUCCUUCGAGAAUGACCAAUUCAUCACCCCUCAACUGCUGAGACAGAACCGUCCCGACCAGAAUGCCAGACCUCUCUUCAGCUUCGAACAGCAGUCCUUCGAUCCGCUCGCGUUCCAGCCCCUGCCCAACCUUGGACUGGGACCGGGACCGGAAUCCCGUCCGAUCAGGAUCAGACCUCCGGAGCAGUCCAAAGCACUCCCCGAUCGGUUCACCUUGGACGAUGCCCUUUCGUUCCGUCAGAGACCUGCGCUUCGACCGGAUCUACCCCCAUCACCGGAGAGAUUCGAUCGGCCCCCGGUCGCCGACACGAGGAACGGAGCUCCCACAUUUCGACCCCCGAUCAUAGACACACGGACCCCAGCCCCCAUCUUUCGACCCCAGGCCUUCGACACCCGACCCGCUGUCCCUGCGCCCCGGCCUACGAUCGUAGACACGCGAACAUCGGCUCCGCUGGUCAGACCCGUGAUCGCGAACCCUGCAGUAUUUGAGAACACGAACGUGAUUCCGACACAGGAAACGGGAAGACGUCGACCUCGUCCUCGUCCUCGUCCCCAACCGAGACCAGUCGAAGAUACGGAAACGCAAUUCCAGGAGCCGACUCCAUCCGGCCAAGACCGACGUACGGACCCUCUGAAGCAGGCGAUCCGGAGUCGACCCCGAAACCCACCCAAUCGGGACCGACUCGAAGACGAAGAGACGGAGAGUAAGAACAACGUCCGGAUUCUCAAGUCCUUCAUGGACAAAAACCCAGACGGAACGUUCACGUUCGGUUACGAGAACGAAGACGGGAGUUACAAGGAGGAAACCCGCGGGAAGGAUUGCAUCGUUCGCGGGAAAUACGGUUAUGUGGACCCGACCGGCGUGAAGCGGGAAUUCACUUACGUCCAAGGUCUCCCCUGCGAUCACAAUAAAAAGAAAGAAAAGGGUCAGUCAUCUGACCUCGAUGAAGAUCAAUUUACGGCCGACGGCGUCGUCGCUUCCCCUGCCGUUGGAAGUCCGAGGAGAAAUUCCCCUCGGCGACCGUGAAUUUCUAGUGAUUUUUCUUUCCAUUAUGUUUGAUCCAUUUGAUGGGGUUUUUAUAGUUCGUGUGCAUGAUCGUGAAUGGGAAGA